Molecule: messenger RNA, 1716 nt
Organism: Trichoderma virens Gv29-8
Lineage: Eukaryota; Fungi; Ascomycota; Sordariomycetes; Hypocreales; Hypocreaceae
Exons: 3
Coding region: 1-1716 (571 amino acids)
Molecular function (GO): FAD binding; oxidoreductase activity
Source: RefSeq, a predicted model, not a curated record
AUGCUUGCCGCACUCUCCCUUCUCCCUUUGGCUCUUGCUUCUGUGAGCGCAAGCACCGGAAGUGAGAAGCCUUCAACAGUGAAAGAAGACAUCCGAAACUGUCGAUGCACAUCGCGCGAUUCAUGUUGGCCUUCCGCAGACCAAUGGAAACAGCUAAAUUCAACGGUACAUGGCCGACUUUUGGCUACAGUGCCAAUUGGUUCACCUUGCCAUGAUCCGCUGUACGACGCUGCCAGUUGCGCCAUACUACGCGAUGACUGGACCGAGCCACAGACUCACUUAUUAUCGUCAUCUUCCGUCAUGUGGCCAUUCUUCGCUAAUAACAGCUGCUCGCCAUUUACGGCCAAGGAUACUUCGUGUACCUUGGGAAAUUAUGUAUCAUACGCCGUAAAUGUGUCCACGACGGCCGAUAUCGUGGCCGCUGUGCAGUUCGCAAAAGAGAAUAACAUUCGCCUCAUAGUUCGUAACACUGGGCACGACUUACUUGGACGUUCAACUGGAGCAGAUUCUCUUGCUAUUUGGACAUAUCACCUUAAAACUACUGAGGUGCUUCGGUAUUCCUCCCCUUACUAUACGGGGCCAGCUGUCAAGGCUGGUGCCGGAGUUUCUGGUGCACAAAUGCUUGAAACGGCUGAUUCCCAUGGCCUUGUUGCCGUUACUGGUGAAUGCCCAACGGUAGGCACCGUUGGUGGCUAUUCACAAGGGGGUGGCCUCUCGGUUCUCUCUACGGCUUUUGGCCUAGGGGCUGAUCAGGUGCUCGAGUGGGAAGCCGUGACGACGAGCGGAGAUAUUGUAACAGCAAAGCCUGGUCAUAACGAAGACUUGUACUGGGCCCUCAGUGGAGGUGGUGGCGGGACAUACGCCAUCGUUACAAGCGCUGUGAUUAAACUUCACCCAACCGCUAUUGCCAGUGGCGCUUCUUUCACGCUAUUGGCCAACAGUACAAGUUCGGACAACUAUGCAAAAACGGUCGCGGCUUUCCUUCGCUUGAUACCCCAAAUGGCGGACAAUGGAGCCUCCAUAAUUUACUUGCACACUGCUGAUAGCUUCCUUCUCACACCCCUCACAGUGUUCAACGCGACAAUCGACUAUGUGAGAGAUGUUCUUGCUCCGUUCCAGAGUGUCGUGGAUGGUCUUGGUCUCGUACUUGACAUAACUUAUGAUACGUACGAUACGUACAAGAAUUAUUUUACUGCGCAUUGGGGUCCCCUACCAUAUGGAUUCUUCCCAGUUGAGUCCAACACUUAUGGCAGUCGCUUGAUUCCAAGAACUGUGCUCGAAAGUGGAGAUAGUUUCCCUGAAGUUGAAGCCAAAAUCGUGGCUACUGGGGCAAUGGCAGUUGGUUUCGCUGGUUCCUUUAGCCCAGCCAACUAUCCAAAUAAUUCGGUCCUCCCUGCCUGGAGAGACGCUUCCAUUCAUGUAGAACUUCAGCUUCCAUUUAAUGAAUCGGAUUGGCAAGCGGGUAUAGCAGCUCAAGCGCUGCUCUCUGACGAGCUAGUGCCUAUGAUGGAAGAGAUUACCCCUGGCGGUGGUAGCUAUAUGAACGAGGCUGGAUGGGAGUUAACUGACUGGAAGGAGAGUUUCUUUGGGCAAAACUAUGACAAAUUGCUGCGGAUCAAAAAUAAGUGGGAUCCCAGUGGUUUACUAUACGGACUUAAGCUUGUAGGAAGUGAUGCAUGGGUUUUGGACGCAAACGGUAGACUUUGUAGGGCCUAA